This is a messenger RNA of Achroia grisella, 602 nucleotides long. It is a transcript of the gene Cby, whose product is annotated as protein chibby homolog 1. Bases 82 to 477 code for a protein of 131 amino acids. Lineage: Eukaryota; Metazoa; Arthropoda; Insecta; Lepidoptera; Pyralidae. The transcript has 2 exons. The record is from RefSeq and is a predicted model, not a curated record.
CGAAAUGACAUGUUAUGUCGAUGUUGAAAAUAUAUAACUUUCUCAUUGUAUCUUUCGUUAUUAUAAGACAUUGCCUUUAAAAUGCCAUUGUUUAGCAGUAAAUUCUCAACAAAGACUAUUCCUGUAAGACGUCAAGAUACAUCAGUUAUAAAGAAUGAGUUUGGGAGUGACUACGCAGCAAAGGAAUUAUCUCUAGAUAUUGCUCCUUUGAAAUUAAAAUUAAGCGACUUCGAAGUCUCUUUUGUAGAUGGACACUGGAUUCCAGCUUCUGGUAAAGCCGGUGCGACACACAAAGAAAACUUACGUCUGAAAAGAGAAUUAGAGCAACUAGAAGAAGAAAAUAAUAUGUUACGGUUGAAGUUUGAAAUACUCCUGGACAUGAUGACGGACAAGACUGUGGAGGCUGAACAAGUUGAGCUACAGAGGGCCCAGAGCUUAAGUAAUUUAAGUAAAAAAAGUAAAAAGCAGCGGUGGUAGUACUUCAAUUAAUAAUACUUAAGAAAUAUUCUAUAGUUACGGGAUAUUUGUAUUUUUAUAUUAUUACUGUAUAGCAGGGGUCCUAUCGUGAUCGUGAUUUUUCUUAUCAAAACAGAGAGCGUAAA